GCUGCUUCUUUGACAUUAGCUGCCGCUCACUCCAGUGCAUGUUCACAACAGCUAGGUGGUGACGUGGUAGAGCUCCUCAGGGCUGUGUGUGUCUCAGGAAUUCAUGAAUCUGGAGGAGAAUUUCUUCCAGUAUUUCCAGGAAGACGAAGGGCACGCGACCUUCCCCGAGCUCCCUGUCCCUACUACUUCAACUCCAUUUGACAAUUUCACCCUUCAUCCGGUGGAGCAGCGCAGAGAGACAUUGGAGGAGACCACCCAAAAUGGGUUCAGGCCUUGGAAGUGGAAAAGUCCAUUGAGUCCAAUUCCUAAGAGAAAAAAUGCUGGGGAUCCUCUGAGGAAUGGAGGCUAUAAGCGUAAGAUCACGAAGUCCAACUAUCAUGAAAAGUCUUCUGUCAGAAACCAACUGCAACAUAUCCUGGCAAAUCUAGGACCUGAAUGUCCCUUCUUUUUGAAGUCUAUGAUACAUUGUAAUGUUGUCCAUGGCUUUAGUUUGACAUUGCCGAAGCAAUUCUGCUAUUUGUAUCUGCCAUUCCAUGAUACAUCUAUAACCUUGGAAGAUGAAAGAGGAGAAGAAUAUAGAACAAUAUUUCUUGGGGACAAGAGGAGACUGAGCGGUGGAUGGAGAGGGUUUUGUGUUGCAAAGAAAUUAGUUCUUGGUGACCUCUUAGUUUUCCAUUUGGUCAGUCCUUUGAAGUUUAAGGUGUACAAAGUGGAACCUGAUAGUCUAACUGAAGUAGAUGCAGCUUUUAUCCUCUUGAAAUUGAGUCUCUCCACACUAUUUGAUGAUGCAGAAGAGUACCAUCCAAUGCCUCCUCCAAAAGAUGCUUGCCAAGACAAUAUUCAAACGACAAGUCUGACAAUAGAUGCUAUUCUGGAGCGUGUAGAUGAAGAUCACUCCGAGGAUUACAGUGAUCAUCGUUUUGGCUCCAAUCUACUAUUUCAUCCAGGACUUGUCACUCUUGAAGAUGUUUGAAGUAAUUGUGAAUGUCACCAGCAUUUUGAUGAUGAUGAAAUUAGAGCACGACCCACAUAAUACACACACACAAACAUAUGUCUCUUUGAGGAGUUUAAUUCCUGGGUAGUUAGAUACUUAGGAACUCCAAUACUCCAUAUGACCAUAUACGGUUGUAAUUUUGGGUAUAAUAGUUGAAUCCUUCAAUUCUA
Rosa rugosa (rugosa rose) is the source of this 1164-nucleotide messenger RNA. RefSeq names its product B3 domain-containing protein At5g42700-like. The transcript has 7 exons. Lineage: Eukaryota; Viridiplantae; Streptophyta; Magnoliopsida; Rosales; Rosaceae. The coding region runs from base 104 to 973 and encodes 289 amino acids. The record is from RefSeq and is a predicted model, not a curated record. Gene Ontology annotation, molecular function: DNA binding.